UUUCACCUCUUUCUUUCCACUGUUCGUGUUUCUCCACCUUGGAGACAAAUGACGGGAGUAGAACCCGAGAGGAGGAGGAAGGAGAAGUAACCGCGGGGUCUCCAUCAGCGUCUCCGAGGCUCCCAGCCAGCGAGAGAUGAAAGGCUGCCAAUGAGAGAAUGCUACGAUAAGUACCAGCUAUGGCUGCCCAUCGAAUCAUAAGAGUAACGAACAACAACCACGUCCUCCCUCGCUGCAAGUCGGAGGGGACACUCAUCGACCUCAGUGAAGGGGUCACUGGGGCCAGUCUCAACGAUGUCAAAGUGCCUUCUCCCAGUGCCUUAAGGCUGGACAAUUCCUCCUCCUUUGGAGCUGCACAGGAAGUGGUUGCCAUAAAGGAUUAUUGCCCAAACAGCUUCACCACACUGAAAUUCUCCAAAGGCGAUCGCCUCUAUGUGCUGGACACAUCAGGGGGAGAGUGGUGGUACGCCCACAACAACACAGAGAUGGGCUACAUCCCAGCCGCCUACGUCCAAGCGGUCAACUUCAGGAACUCUUCGCUUAGCGACAGCGGGAUGAUCGACAGUCUUGGGGAAGGAUACGAGGAUGGGUCAAAGGAGUUUGGCGGUUUGGGGGAGUGGACAGGCGUGACCGUUAGACCCUCCCCUAUUUACAACAACAGCCCCUUCUCUGUGAACCCACUUAUCUGUUCUUUAGAUCAAAACUGCAAAGACGUUGGUCAAAGGAACUCAGCAGACCUUAUUCUGUUCGACGCUUUGGCCUCACCAUCAUCUUGCUCCAACUUUAACACUAGCUCAAUGAAUGGGUUCAGCAGCUGCCAUGUUAACACCACCACCCUCACCAGCCCAAACCAGGAAGUUGUACCUAACCUCCACAGGGAUAAUCCGUUUUUCAGGAGUAAACGUUCUCAUAGUCUCUCAGAACUGUCUGUUCUGCAAGCACAGACUGAUCCAACCUUACCAUCUUCGGGAUUCUUCACAGGCCUUAAGGCUCCUUCACCGGAGCAGUUUCAGAGCAGGGAGGAUUUCAGGACUGCUUGGUUGAACCACAGAAAGCUCGCCAGGUCUUGUCACGACCUCCAGUCUUUGGGCCAAAGUCCCGGCUGGGGUCAGACACAGCCAGUGGAAACCAACAUAGUUUGCAUGUUGGACAGUAAUGGGGGAGUUGUUCAGCUUCCAGACACCCAUAUCAGCGUGCACAUCCCCGAGGGCCACGUAAGCAAUGGAGAACACCAACAGAUCUCCAUGAAAGCCUUACUGGACCCACCACUGGAGCUUAACACCGACCACUGCUCCACUUUGAGCCCUGUGGUGGAGAUAAAGCUCAGCAACAUGGAGACCAAGUCCUUCAUCACGCUGGAGAUGACGGUAGCAGUAACUGUGAAGAAAGACACUUGUAACACUGCUGAAGUGCUUUGUGUUCGGAGCGAUUGCAAAGAGGGGCCUUACACACCGAUUCCUAACGCUUACAUUUACGAGGAAACAGUCCAGGUUCAGUUGGACAGCUUAGAACCCUGCAUGUAUAUUGCUGUUGUGGCUCAGUCCCAGUAUCUCAGCCACAAUAUGACUGUUUGGGACCAUGUGCAAAGGAAAGUCACUUUGGGUGUUUAUGGACCCAAGCACAUCCACCCUUCUUUCAAGACAGUCGUGGCCAUGUUUGGACACGACUGUGCCCCCAAAACCUUGUUGGUUAGCGGGGUGGGCCGGCAGGCCAGUUCAACUCCACCAGUGGCACUUCAGCUGUGGGGGAAGCACCAGUAUGUGUUGGGAUACCCUCAGGACCUCCAGGUGGGAUUGUAUUCCAACAUGUCCAACUACCAGGUGAAGGCGAGCGAAGGCGCUGGCUUGAUUCGGGGAUUUCAGGUCAAACUGGGGAAGGUCAGCAGGCUUCAAUACAUGAUAACAUCGCACAACCCCGACAGCAUCGCAGACUUCACUCUCAGGGUUCAAGUCAAGGACGCCCUGGACUGUAUUAUCACCCAGUUCUGUGUCCAAACGCCACAGCCACCGCCAAAGACUGGAGCGAGGACAUCCAGUCAGAGAAGGUUCUUGAAAAAGAAAGAGGUGGAUAAGAUUGUCCUCUCACCACUGGCUGCCACCUCCAAAUACCCAAAGUUUCAGGACCGGUGCAUUACCAGCCUGAAAUUUGGGAAGUUGAUAAAAACGGUGAUCAGGCAGAACAAGAGCACCUAUUUGUUGGAGUACAAGAAAGGGGAUGUUAUUGCUUUGCUAAGUGAGGAGAAAAUCAAACUGCGAGGGCAGCUGCGGACCAAAGAGUGGUACAUUGGAUACUAUCAGGGGAAGAUGGGUCUUGUCCAUGCCAAAAACGUUUUGGUUCUGGGUAAGGUCAAGCCCAUUUAUUGGUGUGGCCCAGACCUGACGACCACCAUCCUACUGGAGCAGAUCCUUAAGCCUUGCAAAUUUCUUACAUACAUUUAUGCAACUGUGAGGACGGUUUUAAUGGAGAAUGUGGGAAACUGGAGAGCGUUUGCAGAUGCCCUGGGCUAUGGGAAUUUGCCGUUGAAUUAUUUUUGCCGGACAGAGCUGGACAAUGAGCCAGAGCGUGUGGCGUCAGUUCUGGAGAAACUCAAAGAGGAGUGUAUCAACAUGGAGAACAAGGAGAGAAAGUCAUUCCAGAGGGAACUCAUGAUGGCGCUGCUGAAGAUGGACUGCCAGGGUCUGGUUGCCCGGUUGGUCAUGGAUUUCGUCCUGUUGACCACAGCGGUGGAGGUGGCGGCGCGGUGGAGGGAACUGGCUGAGAAACUGGCCCGAGUGUCGAGGCAGCAGAUGGAGGCGUACGAGGCGCCACACCGCGACAAGAACGGACUGCUGGACAACGAGUCCAUGUGGAAGCCCGCCUACGACUUCCUCCUGACGUGGGCGGCCCACGUCGGCGACAGCUACCGCGACGUGAUCCAGGAGCUCCACGUCGGCCUGGACAAGAUGAGGAACCCCAUCACCAAGAGGUGGAAGCACCUCACCGGCGCCCUCAUCCUCGUCAACUGCCUCGACACACUCCGCAGUGCCGCCUUCUGCCCGACCGGGUACGGAGACUUUGCUGUGUGAGGAUUAUCUUCCAUGUGGGGAAUCUUAUCUCUUGAGGAUUUUAUUCUCCAGCUUGCGAGCGACGUUGUGGAAGCUCAGUGUUGCUUUUACUGACUCAUGUGGGAAGCUACUCCAUCGUGGACACUUUACCGAGGACACAAAGAUUGGGACGGACAUCAGAGAUUUAACCAUUUAUAGGCACAUCCUAGUCUUUUGGAUCAGGACUGAUGCAACACAGUAGAGAAACAUCAAUGGACGAUUUCUGGCCGGACGAUGUGAAAAUGUCCUUUACUACCAUUUUUCAACUUCAUCUCCUUCUACCUCACCCCUUUUCUUUAUCCAUGUAUCUUUUCUUCUCUUGUCUCUAUCUCUCCAUUGAAUUAAAAGCUUGUUUGAUUUUACUGUCUUCGGACCUCAGGACAUCAGAGACCUCAACCACUGCAGUAGAUAACCAGACGGACUGUGACCUCUGACCUUUUCCUCAUCUAUGAAAGUUGAUUGGAUUGCCUGCGCUCACAAUGUUGAUAUUUGCAAGUCCAACUUAAAACAUAAACUAAUUUCCCCUCCAGUCCAAGUCAUCUGUUUUUGUUAGGCUGCCAUCUGCUGGCCGAGUAGAUGUUUUAAAAUAAGGUUUCAUUCAUUCACACAUUGAGAACUUUCGACACUGAUUUUCUUGCCAAAAAAAAAAGUUAGCCCAAUUACAACGUCACAAUUUUGCUGUAAAAGUAAAGAUCUAAGAUAAACUUUUUUUUUAUACCAGCAGAACGACACAUAGAUCAAGUUAUUGUUGGUUUACUGUUUUCAUUUCUUUAAUUGAUUUUGCUUCCCGUAAGUGAAACAUCAAUUUAAUGUUCCCCAUAAAACUUCUUUAGCUGAUCAAUCCAAAAUACUCCUGAUAUAUCAGAUUAUAAAUAUUUGAACAGGUUAAUGUAAGAAAAUGUAGACAAUGAAAUUUUUUCAUUUUUGUACUUAUUUAUCUCUCUGACGUCUACAGAGUAAAUCAAUUACAAUUGAUGUGGCUUCAGUGUACGAUGUAAACCCUGCUUCCUCCAUGUUAGUGGAUGGGAAAUCAAAAUAAACCUCAAAUAUAUUUGUCUCAAAGAUGUUUCCUGUUUUCUGAUAAGUUUGGUUUUUAAUAAGUUGUUUAGUGAUGUAAAAAGGGGUCAAACAUCUUGAUUGACAGCUAAGACGGACUCUCUAUUGGUCGAGCGCGUACAUCUGCGUGACCUUGACACUGUGACUUGACUCCACGAUCACCGGUUGGCUUUGUGUUUGUAGGAAAGUGGAGCUGUGACUUCAUCUUUAUUCAGUCUCUGAUUUAGGUGGAAGAGGCCACGCCUACAGGUAUCCUCUUGUUCCUGCACCAAAAAGGCCUCAUCCACUCCGCUACACUCUAACUUGGUUUCACACACCACUGAAUAUCUGUUUUUCUUUAAUUUCUUUUUCUUUUUAAAUCUGAAUACAGAAGAUAAGCAGCUCUUUACAUCCGUUCCCUAUCGUCUCCCCACCACAAUCCUACCCCACGUCAUCCAUCCCCCCCCAUGACCCUUCCUUCAUCUUUUGACCCUCAAUCCAUCCCACCUGUGUCAUCUCAGCUCACCUCCUGUCUCUCUAUUGUGCAGUAAAUAAUUCUGAGUCCACUUCUUCAUUUGCCUGGUCUCUGGUGAAAACCACACAGAAAUGAUCCAGUUUUCGUUCAAUUUGUAUUUUUCUAAGCCUUUUGAUUUUAUCAUCUCUGCAUGAAUAGUCAGCUAAGACGCUUUCAAUGUUUUUUGAUUUCCUUUGUUUGUCUGAUUCGUUUCAAUCUUUCUUUCCUGUUUGUUUUGUGGCUGCUGCUGUGUUUCUGUAUCUGUUUGUUUUCUGAACCUGAUCUGUACAGACAACGUGCACAGAGUUUAUAUAUUUGUACUGAAUGCCGACUGAGUAUUGACACAUUCUUCACAUGUUGUAUCGACUGUGACGUUUUGUCGUUGAUCUGAAAUCUGUUCAGUGUUCCUGGUCAGAAGAAAUCAAUUAAAAGGACAAAAUGCAAAUCACUGUGCGCAAAGUUAUUUCUGUGAAUACAAGAACUUACUCAUGGUAAAAAAGGUGAAUAAAAUGAGAUUAAAAGAGUCCAUUUACCAUAUAUUUGUGUAUAAUAUACUUGUAUAUAUAUGUGUAUACACAGUACAUUUUGUGUGCAUUUAAAGUACAUUUAUUUAUAUAAUCUGUAGAGCUGCAUCAAAGCAGUGGUUCUUGUGAAUCAUGUCCCUGUGAUUUUCUGCAAAGGAGCGUUUAUUAAGUGACAGUGCUGUGUUGAGUGUUGUGUGACAUCAGCAUGAAUUUCACACACACACAACCACACACAGACACACUACACACAGAAAACAUGUCCCAAUAUCAUGCACAAAUGAUCUCAUACACCUAGUCAUGCACAAACGCCACAUAUGAAUGCACAACUCCAUCCAUAUGUGGUCUUGUUUCUAGAAUGACACAAAUCAUCUGCACUCACACACACAUACACAUACACAAACACACACACACAC
Molecule: messenger RNA, 5569 nt
Organism: Platichthys flesus (European flounder)
Lineage: Eukaryota; Metazoa; Chordata; Actinopteri; Pleuronectiformes; Pleuronectidae
Gene: sh3bp4a
Product: SH3-domain binding protein 4a
Exons: 5
Coding region: 180-3065 (961 amino acids)
Cellular component (GO): cytoplasm
Molecular function (GO): protein binding
Source: RefSeq, a predicted model, not a curated record